Aspergillus piperis CBS 112811 is the source of this 1371-nucleotide messenger RNA. RefSeq names its product short-chain dehydrogenase/reductase. Lineage: Eukaryota; Fungi; Ascomycota; Eurotiomycetes; Eurotiales; Aspergillaceae. Bases 276 to 1292 code for a protein of 338 amino acids. The transcript has a single exon. The record is from RefSeq and is a predicted model, not a curated record.
UGUUCACAAAGAUUGUCCUUGAUUCUGAGCAAACCCGCCCCACUCUUGACAUCACCACGUGUAUAAAGACCUGCUAGGACCUUAAACCCGGCUUAUCACCGCACUUUAUCGCGCACUUUUUGACCCAAAGACCGGUAUAUCCGUUGCUGGUAAUGAUCUACAUGUUGUUCGCGUCUUCCAUCAUUCCAUGAUAUCACCACCAUACCACCUUUAUAUACCAUCCAUCUCUGCCCCAAUUCAUCCUCGGUAAUCAUCAAAUCGAAACAACAAUCAAAAUGGCGACAAUUCUCUACAAUCAACUCUUCGUCACCCCCUCUCUCCCACCCCCUCCCUUACCCUUCUACAACCGCACCGUCAUCAUAACCGGCGCCAACACCGGUCUCGGCCUAGCAGCAGCCCAUCACAUCGCCUCCGGCCCCAUAGGCAAACUCAUCCUCGCCGUCCGCAACCUCUCCGCUGGUGAAUCUGCCCGUGCCGAGAUCCUCAAUGCCCAUCCCACCUGCGACCCUCAAACCAUCGAAGUCUGGCCCCUAGAUUUGGCCUCCUACGACUCCGUCCGCGCGUUUGCUACGCGCGCAACGACUACGCUCGACCGUCUUGAUAUCCUUCUCUGCAACGCGGGUCUCGCGACGUUUCAGUAUUCCAAGGCAGAAGGUCAUGAGCGCACGAUCACGGUCAAUGUCAUUUCGACGUUUCUGUUAGCGGUGCUACUGGUACCGAAGUUGAGGGAGACGAGGAGGCUAUGUCAACAGAAGGGGGAAGAAGGACACACUCCUGUGUUGUCGAUAGUGGCGAGCGAGGUCCAUGCAUUCACGAAAUUUCCCGAGAGGAAUGCGCCCGCAGAGAAAGGGGUGAGUGUGUUUGAGGCGCUGGAUGAGCCGGAUCGGUACUAUGGGACGAUGGCAGAGCGGUACCGCACGUCGAAGUUAUUGGAUGUGUUGCUGACGAGGGAGUUGGCGGAUCGUAUCGGGGAUGACGAUAUCGUGGUGAAUUGUCUGAAUCCGGGACUUUGUCAGUCGCAGUUAUCCAGGGAGAUGGAUAAUGUGGUCGUUAGGAUUGUAUUGCGGUUGUUGGGGAGGACGUUGGAGGUGGGGAGCAGGACGUUGGUGGCGGCUGCAGCAGCGGGAAGGGAAAGUCAUGGACAGUAUAUGUCGAAUGGAGUGGUGUGUCCGCGAGAAUUAUCGUCGUUUGUGACGAGUGAGGAGGGGAAGAGGACGCAGAAAAGGGUGUGGGACGAGUCGAGUGAUAUGUUGGAGGAGAUUCAGCCGGGGAUUAUGCGGGGGGUGGUAUAGUUGUUGUGUGUACGAUUAGGACUGGAAUGUUUGUAUUUGUAUACUUAUAGUGACCGACUCCACUUAAUGAUAAUCUAAU